UUAGGGGUGAAGAUGGGUGUGGUGAGAUUGAUCACCAGGCUCGCAAAUCCCGCGCAGCGAAGGCAUUGGGUUCCAAAGAAGAAGAUUUUGGGCACCCCCGAGCUCAAUCGGAUCUACAAUGGCCCUGGCGUGGAUCAGGACUACGUGAAUAGCGAGAAGUACAAGACCGAGAUCCUCCAAGCCAAAGCUCGGAUUUUCAACUACGUGAUUGGGAAUGGAUUGCGAUCCGGCCACAAGAUUCUCAGGAGGAAGCUCAUCGGCCCGGAGCUCGUCAAGUGGUACCCAUUCCCCUUGCAGCAUUUGGAUCGGCGAUUCAAGGAUCCAACCGAGGAGAGGCGAUACCAGAGAUUGCAAAGAUUGAAACGAGCGGGCAAAGGAAGACCGAAGAAAGGCCAAGGCAAGCGAGCGACCGCCAAAGCCAGCAAGAAGAAAUAGAGUUUCUAGGGUUCUUGAGAGGGAUAGGAGUUUUAGGGUUCUUGGGGAGAUCGAUGGCGAUGGCGAUGGCUCUAGGCAGGAAAUGCGGCUUGAUCCCGCGGCAAUUGGUACAGUUCUUUCGUUUCUCUCGCAUCGCAGCGCUCUGAUUUGGAUGGAUCGAGCGCAGCAACAGGUGCGCGGCGUGUAUAUCGACUGCAAGGGGCUGAAUUUCGAGCAAGCCAUGGCGCGCUAUGGCCGGAAAAUGCGACAGGACAAGACGCUCAACGAUCUGCUCAAGAAGGAGUACUACGUGAAGCCGUCGGAGCAGCGGCGCCAGGCGGAGAAGGAGCGCGUCAAGCGAACCAAGAAGAGGCUCUUCCGGGAGAAGCUCAAGUUCGUCUUGAUGUUGCGAGCAAGGUUUGCAUUUCUCUUUCCCUCCCUUUGUUCUUCAUUCACCAUAGCUGGUUUUCUUUCUCAUCGGACAAAUCCAGCUUUGUUUUUAUCAUCUCCCUCUUUGCGAGAUCUUGAAUCGCUUACUGAUGAUCUUCUCCUCGUUUCCAGAGGGCUGUGAUCGAAUUUUGGUGAUCUUUGAUUUGUUUUCCUCGCUACUAGAGUAGAGGUACUGUUCUUAUGAACCAACAAGAGCCCUAAGUUUCUUUUC
Molecule: messenger RNA, 1075 nt
Organism: Selaginella moellendorffii
Lineage: Eukaryota; Viridiplantae; Streptophyta; Lycopodiopsida; Selaginellales; Selaginellaceae
Exons: 4
Coding region: 13-435 (140 amino acids)
Cellular component (GO): mitochondrion
Source: RefSeq, a predicted model, not a curated record